AUGGAGCCACUGUCCGUUACAUCUCGAGAUCCUGAGUAUGGUUCGGAUCCUAUUUUACAAUCUGUCGGCUCAUCGAAGCCGCAUGGAGGAAGACACCUGCUGUGGCACUUCGUGGUUUCGUUCACUGCAGCGAGCUUUAUUGCAUUUCUCAUGGUGAAUUGCUUCCAUGCAAUCAACAUCGAAACUGUUUUCUCUGGUAAAGGAGAGGGGCCCUUAGGGGGCCCCAGCGGUACCUCCAGGAGGCUCGCAGGGAAGGAGGGCCCCCUUGAUACGACGCCGCUGGGUCUUUGUAGCCCCAUGGGCAGCAGCGGUGAACAGGGUGGGUCCAGCUCCUCUCCAGACGAAGCAGCACAAGAAACUGAGGCAAGCACAGAAGGAAGCGGAGAAGAAGCGGGAGGAGGAGUAGGCGAAGGGGCAGGAGUAAAAGUAGGAGAGGGAAGAGUUCAACGAACUCGAAGAGGAGGAGUAGGAGGCGAAACGGAGGGAGAAGGAAGCAGCGAAAAAGAAGAAGAAGAAUCUGAUGAAAGUGAAAACAAAUACGGUAAAGACGAAGGCCAAGGCCAAGACGAAGGAGGAGGGGAAGGAGCAGAUGAGGAAAGUUUUGAGACAGUUUCCUCGGGCUCUAGUUAUACAACGGCAGAAAGCAGGCCUUCUGGCGAUGCAGGUGGCAGCGAAGAUGGUGGAAGACCUUCACGACAGAGAGGGCAACACGGGGAUCGAAACAGAUCCCCGUCGCCACCCAGAUGGCGAAGCCCACCAGGAGGCUUUUCUUUGCCGCCUGCACCCUCGCACUCUUCAGGAGUUGGUGAAGCCGCCAGUGUAAAAUCGGUCGUCGGUGGUAGCCCUGAAGCAUCCUUUGCCUUUCCCUCCUCUUCUCCAUCGCCGGAGGGCCCCGAGGGCUCCUCAGGUGCUGAUGCAUCUUCCAGUGCUGCUGGCUCCGCUCCUCCUGACCCUUCACCUCCAAAGAGCCUCCGUGUGCCUCUGAUGUAUACAGGGAGGGGGGAUAGGGAAUGGGAGGAGCCAGACCCUGCACCUUCAAGGGGGACAAAAAAGGGGGCGCCUACACUUUAUUUUCUAUUGGGCGGGUGCGGGGGCGAUCAGAAGAAGGGAGCCAGCACAUCUGCUGGCGCUGCUUCAUCUACUAAAACAGGCAGAGGAAGGACGGGGUCCUCGCGGAGUCAUCGAAGGAAGCAUGACGAACACAAACAUGCUGAAUCUGCUGCUGGUGGUGCAGAUGGUCGGAGGGGAAGAUCCUCAUCGCGACAACCUCCAUCACCACCAUACCGAUGGCGAAGCCAAUCAGGAAGUUUCCAGUUGUCGGCUCCUCCUACGGCGCCAAGAAGAAGUGCUUCACGCAUCAGUUUAAAAUCGCAAGGCGAUGGUGACUCUGGAGCAGUCUUUACCUUUCCUUCUACUCAAUCACCGGAGGGCCCUGAGGGCCCCUCAGCAGGUGCUGCUGCCUCUGCUGCUGCUGGCUUUACUUCUUCUGAUUCUUCACCCCCAACGAGUCCCUGUGGGCCACUGAUGUAUAGACGGAAAGGUGGUGGAGGUGAAAAGGCCGCGCAGCAGACUUCUGUAGCUGCUGGUGCUUCUACUCAGGGGGGUUCAGGGGGAGGGGCUGGAAGUGAAGGAACAGGGCGUUCUUUGUUGACGCCGGGGGUUGGUGAGAGGCCCUUUGGCUCUCUUGAUACUCCUUUUCAGGCUAGAGUUCCAGGCAACGUCAGUGGAAGAGAUAGAGGAGCACCCGGUCGGCCCAUAGGUGCCUAUACGCCUAGGGAAAGUGCUGGUCCACCGGAGAAGCAACGCAAAGGGGAUGGGGAUGAUGAACAAGAAGACAGCAGCCGAUUGGGGGGCCCGUAUUCAACUGGUGGUCUCUUGAAAAAGGGAACGCCCUAUUACCCGCCAGUCCAAGGGACACGCGGACGAAGAGACCACAGCAGGGCCAAAUCAGCGGGGGGGCGGGGGGCAGCAGCUGCUGCAGCUGCUGCUGGUGUUGCGGGAGGUGCUGGUGAGGGUGCUGGUGAGGGUGUUACUGAGGAGGGUGCUGGUGGUGGUGGUGGUUCAGCGGAUGAUCGUGAUGAUGAUACUGCGGCUGGUGGUGGGGGUGAUCCCGGUGCUGGUCAUAGUAGUGGUCCUGGUGCUGGUCAUAGGGGUGGUGCCGGCGGUGGUGCUGCAGGUGGUGCUGGUGCUGGCGCUCCUGCUGGCGGUGGCGGCGGUGGUGCAGAUGGUGGUGGUAGUGCUGCCGCUGCCGCUGGUGGUGGUGGUGCUGCUGCUGCUGGUGCUGCUGUCGGUCGUGGUAAGCAUGGAGCGCCCUGCGGACGGCCAGGAGGUUCAGGGGCGUCUCGUAUACCUAAGCGUGCACCCGCUCCCUCAACGAGAGGGCCCCAGCAGCCGGCGCCUGCAGCACGUGGUGCUCCUGCUGCUGAUCCUGCUGCUGCUGCUGCGUCAAGGCAAGUUGGUGGUCCUCCUCCUCCUGCUGCACAGCCAGGCGCUUCGCCUGCCCCGGGACCGUUUGGUCCCGGGGGGUUCCCAGGCGCGCGCAGCAAAAUUCUUGGUCGUGCGCCUAUCUUUAGACCGCAAUGGGGUGGGAGUGGGGGUGCACGCCCUAAGUCCCGUGAAGGAGGAGUGCCUCCAUCUGGUGAAGAGGGCUCCGGCACUGAGAAAUCGUCUUCUAAGCACAAAAAACGCAGUGGAAUCCCCCGCAAGAAGGGUGCUGGCACUCUUGCUGGUGCAGAGGGUGCUGGGCCUUCAAGCGGCACGCCUUCACGUGGUAAACAUGCGAAAGUGCCGCCUUUCCAUGGUCCCUCAGGCGUAGCUGCUGCUGCGAAAGCAGUCUCAGAGUCGGCAGAAGGCGGAAGUAGAAAGGAAGAGUCUGCAUCACAACCGCAGCAGCCAGAAGAGAUAGGACCACCACGGGAAGAAGGAAUUCCAUUAGUAGACAUUCUUCGAAUGGGUACGCGUGAUUUUCUCGGUUUUGUCGAGCAGGCAUGGCAAGACGUUUCGCCUGAUGACCCACUGCAUGUUUGGAAAGAGCAAGUCACGGAUCCAACUUUGCUGAAGGUGUUGAAGGUAAAGCGACAGAGAGAUACGGCUAAUGAUCUUUUGGAUUGGUGGAGAGAGCUGUGGGAUCGCUAUCGCCGAUUGGGGGUUGCUCGUGUUCGUGUGAAUGAUUGGAGUGAUGAGGACGUGUUUUUCUCGGAUGAUGAUGAUGAUGACUAA
Messenger RNA from Eimeria acervulina, 3219 nucleotides. RefSeq lists its product as hypothetical. NCBI's taxonomy places the organism in Eukaryota, Apicomplexa, Conoidasida, Eucoccidiorida, Eimeriidae. The transcript has a single exon. The record is from RefSeq and is a predicted model, not a curated record. Bases 1 to 3219 code for a protein of 1072 amino acids.